Messenger RNA from Heterobasidion irregulare TC 32-1, 1047 nucleotides. RefSeq lists its product as uncharacterized. Lineage: Eukaryota; Fungi; Basidiomycota; Agaricomycetes; Russulales; Bondarzewiaceae. The record is from RefSeq and is a predicted model, not a curated record. The transcript is spliced from 3 exons. The coding region runs from base 610 to 1047 and encodes 145 amino acids.
CCCAAAGCACCUGCGCCCCACCCCCCGAAAGCGGCGGCGGCGGCACCGUCAGACGCUGUCCCCGCGUCCGCGCCCGUAUCUGAACCGGCUGCGGACUACGACGCAGAGCUCGCCAAGCGCAAGGCCCGCGCCGCGCGCUUCAACAUCCCGCUCGUCCAGCCCGCGCCCGUGCCCACCGCCGUCGCCGCCUCGACCCGCUCGCGCAAGGCACAGCCCACUACCGCUGCCUUGCUGGACGACCCGAACAAGCUCAAGUCCCGCGCAGAGCGCUUCGGCAUCCCCGCCGCACCCUCUGCCAAUGGGGCUGCCCCUGCCCCUGCCGCUGGUGCUGGUGCGCCGCGUGGGCGCGAACGCAUGCGCGGCACAAAGCGCGCGGCGCCGCCUGCAGAGGAGGUUGACGCAGAGGAGGCCGAGCGCAGGCGGAAGCGCGCGGAGAGGUUCGGUGGAGCCGUAGCCGUCGCCGCCGCGCCGGCCGCCGUGAUGAGUGCGCGGUCGGGGUGAGCGGCGUGCGGGACGCGGCGAGGCGUGGCGCAAAAGCGCGAGGCUGCGCGCCGGAGCGGAGCGGAACGCUUGUGUCCUGUCCCUGUUUUCUUUUCUUGUUUAUCGUUCAUGCGUCUGCUCCCCCGUCGCGCGCGUGCGGCGUUCGUAAUGCAUCGAUGUUUUUUCACUGUCUCUUCGCGCGGCGCACACGGCGGUCGUGAAAGACUGCAGCUAGGUCGCGGUCCUCUCCUUGUCUCGCUUUUCUCGCUGGCUCUCUCGUUCGCUCGCCGGACAGACCGACCGACCGCACGCACGCACGCUCCGCGCAGCCCGAUGCACACCACGACGACGCGGAGCUCGCACGGCGCGGGGCGCUUCAACAUCCCGCGCACCGCCGUCGCCGCUGCUGUUGCUCGCGUCAUCCGCGCCGCGCCGCGCGUGCGGGCGGUUGUGGAGGCCGACGUGGUGGAGGCGGCGGUGCCCACAGCGGAUGCGGCGGGUGCGCGGUCGGUGGGAUGCCGGCAGCCGUCGGACGCUGUACUGUAUGUGCUUGAGAAGGUGUUGUAG